Molecule: messenger RNA, 810 nt
Organism: Paramuricea clavata
Lineage: Eukaryota; Metazoa; Cnidaria; Anthozoa; Malacalcyonacea; Plexauridae
Source: the annotation of a GenBank genome assembly
AUGGCAACUACUGAGAAACAAAAUCACUCUGAAGAACAUGGAAUUUGGGAUAAUUUUAUUAAAAAUCCACUUGAUGGUUCAACACCUAUGUGCAGAAAAUGUCAGGAAGUUGUAAGUCGUGCAAGCUCCACUUCAAAAGCAACGGCAUGGGGAAAUGGGCCUUUGUGGUCUCAUUUAAGUCUGUAGGUUCGAACAAUGAACAAUGGCGGCAGCAAGGUCUACUGCUAAACUGAUUAUCAUCUUAAUCUACUGGCCCUGAUGGCAUACCAGCAUACCUUUUAAAGCGCUGUUCUGAAGUCAUUGCUCCGUCUUUAACAGUUCUCUUCGAGUUGUCUCUUCAGCAGGGUGUAUUUCCUUCUGAAUGAAAACUGCUAAUGUGGUUCCAAUACCUAAGAAAGGUGACGUUCAUGAAGUCACCAACUACAGACCUGUUUCAUUACUCUCCCAAGUUUCAAAAGUACUUGAACGCUUGAUUUUUAGACAGGUUUCUUCUUUCACUCUUUGUAUGACAUUCAACAUGGCUUUCACUGCAAUAGGUCAUGUGUUACUCAACUUUUGAAUGUGUUUCUCGGUCGUGCUCUUGAUUCUGGCAAUGAAAUUGAUCUUCUUUAUCUUGAUUUUCCUAAAGCUUUUGACUCCGUAUCUCACGGCAAACUCUUGUUUAAACUAAAAUCUUUUGGAAUUUCCAGUCAACUUCUUAACUGGUUGACUGAUUAUCUCCAUAAUCGGAAAAAGCGUGUCGUUAUCAAAGGAGUUUCUUCAUCUUUCCUUAACGUGUUAAAUUUGGUGUGCCACAAGGUAGUGUCAUAG